CGGAUUUUCUAAUUUCGGCUGGUGGGAUCCUAUAAAACAGCGAUUUCAGUGUUUCGGUCAGCCAAACUAAACAAAAACUCAGUUGCUCUUCUUCACACAAAGCAUUUUUACUCUCAGAAUCUAAAACCCUCAAAACCAAAAAAAUAACACCACUACUGAUUUUUUUCUUUUUUCCUUGGAGUUUCCUGGAGAUUUUGAUUAGGAAACUUUCCUAUUGAGCAUCCAUAGACUGCGCAACUUUCAUAGAAAGUUCUUUUUAACUCAGCGAAAACAGUAAGGUUAUUUUUGUACUGGGAAAAUCUCCGAAAAAAAGUAUCAAAAAUUCAGCUAUUCACUUGCCUUUUUUUGGCUCGGUUUCGGUUUAGUUUCUCUUUUUGAAGGUGUUGCUUUCUUAUAAAAUCUCAAUAUACCCCUUACAGAGUUCUUUUUGUGUUUGGGCUCUCUUUAUCUCUCUCUCUUUAACUUUUUCAUUGGCAGAGUUUUGAAUCAGCCUUUGUCUUUGCUUAUCUCUUUAACUUGAUAAGCUUGUUGGUCACGGUUCUUUACUCUUUAGCUUCUUUUUUCUCUUAUCGUCCCUCUUUAUUCUCCCUUAGUUGGGGGGGUCUGAGACCGAGUUCGGUUAAUUUUCUCUGUUCGAUGUCACUACGGAGAAUCUGAAAGAAAAAAUUGUUUGGAAAAAGAUGGAACAAAGCAUCCUAUGUCCGAUAAAAUACACAGAACACAGGAAAGUCACAACGAUGUUGACGAAGCCAUCUAAGAAAUCAUCAUUAUCGUCGUCGGAGUAUAGCACCGGCACCGGAACUGUUCCAAGGGUUGUACGGAUAUCGAUAACUGACCCAGAUGCUACAGACUCAUCCAGCGAUGAAGAAGGAGAGUUGUUUUGUCGUCAGCGGGUGAAGAGGUAUGUCAAUGAAGUUAACAUUGAAACUGGUUGCAAAGCCUCCAUAGUCGCUAAUAAUGGUCGGAAGAGACCCGCCGCGGAAGCCCCUUGCCGGAGACCCAUUAAAACCUCUCCAACUCCCAAUCCCAGCAAUGGGAAGAAGUUCAGAGGAGUCCGACAACGGCCUUGGGGUAAAUGGGCUGCCGAGAUUAGAGAUCCGGCAAGGCGGGUACGGGUUUGGUUGGGUACUUAUGACACUGCUGAAGAAGCAGCUAUGGUAUAUGACAACGCUGCCAUUAAACUUCGAGGUCCUGAUGCUUUAACAAACUUUGUCACACCGCCACCGAGAGAAAAUCCAGAUCCAGAGCCAGAGCUAAAUGGAGGAACUUCAGUCUCUGGCUAUGACUCCGGCGAAGAGUCUCGAAACGUCGCAUCUCCCACUUCAGUACUUCAUUUUAGAAGGCAGUCUAACGAAGAAGAAGAAGGCGGCGGAGCCCAAAAGCUAUUGGAAGCUGUCCAUGAAGCAGAAGUAUGUAAACCUCCAUCACCAACACCACCAGCAAUACCGGAAGAACUGGUACAAGAAUGUGAAGGCGAAACGAAUAUAGCGGACGAUUUGGGGAAUUAUUUGCCGUUGGAUUUGCCACUGGACCUGUCUUACUUGGACAAUGAAUUUAAGUUUUCAGCACCUGAAUCGCCGGUACUAUUCGAAUCGCCAUUUUACUUAGACGACGAAGAGCAAGAAACGAUUCUUGAGCCUCUGCCGGAAUAUAUACUGAAGGAGGAUUUCAGCGAUAUGUUCCGGGACUCAUACGACUUGUCGUCGUCGUCUUCUUCAUCAGGCAUGUGCCAAGGGGAUGACUAUUUUCAAGAAAUUUUGUUUGGUUCAGACCCUCUUGUGGUCCUCUGAAAAAAGAAAAAGUGUGUGACAGAUACUCUCUUAUUGGACUGAGUGUUGGUGGCUGCCGCCGUUGGCUUGCCGAUUUCUCGGCAGAUUUUGUUCAGGCGGCAACCAGAAGAUCGGCUUACUGUUUUUAUUUAUUUAUUUAUUUUUGUUAUUUUCUAUAUAUAUAUAUAUAUAUUAAUAUUUGUUUAAAAUAUCUUCGUUAAAAGAAAAGAAUUAGCGGAGAGUAGAGUCGAGUUUUGAUGAAAUUUUGUUUUAAUAUAUAUAUAUAUUUUUAAUAUUGUGUAA
Molecule: messenger RNA, 2072 nt
Organism: Ziziphus jujuba (common jujube)
Lineage: Eukaryota; Viridiplantae; Streptophyta; Magnoliopsida; Rosales; Rhamnaceae
Product: ethylene-responsive transcription factor CRF4
Exons: 1
Coding region: 681-1790 (369 amino acids)
Biological process (GO): regulation of DNA-templated transcription
Molecular function (GO): DNA-binding transcription factor activity; DNA binding
Source: RefSeq, a predicted model, not a curated record